Messenger RNA from Gigantopelta aegis, 504 nucleotides. RefSeq lists its product as uncharacterized. The record is from RefSeq and is a predicted model, not a curated record. The transcript has 6 exons. Bases 16 to 378 code for a protein of 120 amino acids. Gene Ontology annotation, molecular function: calcium ion binding. NCBI's taxonomy places the organism in Eukaryota, Metazoa, Mollusca, Gastropoda, Neomphalida, Peltospiridae.
CCCCAUAUCUCAGCUAUGACUAACAACAGCCGACCACAGACCACAGUUAUUUACGCUAUAAGUUCUAUAAACACCGCUUGUAACAUGAUGAUAACGUGUGUUGUUCUGUUGCUGGUCGCGUGUUUAACCGUCCAAGAGUCUGAAGGUUGGGGGCGAUGGAUUCGAAUUCGAGGGACAUUUCCAGGGCCAUUUGGAAUAAGAGGGCGGUCAGCGACAGGUAGAGAUGUUGCGAGAGACCUCGACACAGAUCAGGACGGAUAUCUGGACGAGACUGAGUUAGAAAACCAUCUCAGUGAGCGAGACAUUCUCGACUUCAUAGCGGCUUUAGAUGAGAACGGUGACAACCUCCUGUCCAUUGAUGAAUUUAACAAGCAGUAAUCAAUUAAUCAGGAAAAUAAAAAAUAAAGAAAAGAAACAUGUCGUCUUGUUUCUGAACUGGGAAAACCCAGACGAUUGUUAUGAACAAAGAGCCAUUCAGGAAUUAGAAUAAAGCAGAUCUGAAUA